CUUCCUGCGGCGCCUGCGCGCGGCCAUAUUACGGCGGAACUAAUCCGGCGGCGCCUGCGCUCUGACGCAUUUGGUGCCGGGAGAAGGGGAAAGGGGCAGUGCGGAAUGCGUCACACCCGGAAGCGGAGGGCCGGAAGUGGGGUUGGACAGGUUAUCCCCCGGGGUGGGGAGCGGAGGCCCAGGAGGAGGGGGAAAGGAAGGCAGAGGAUCCCGGCUACCACUCUGAAUCCUAUACGCUUCUCUUAGACCUCAGAGACACAGGAAGAGGGAGGGAGGUCUCAUCCUCUUCCUCCCCUCCUCCCUCCCCUCAGCCUUAGCCAUGGCCGAGGCAGGGGCCGGGCUGAGUGAGACCGUCACUGAGACAACGGUUACCGUGACAACCGAGCCCGAGAACCGGAGCUUAACCAUCAAACUCCGGAAACGGAAGCCAGAGAAAAAGGUGGAAUGGACGAGUGACACUGUGGACAAUGAACACAUGGGGCGCCGCUCAUCGAAAUGCUGCUGUAUUUAUGAGAAACCUCGGGCCUUUGGUGAGAGCUCCACGGAGAGUGAUGAGGAGGAAGAGGAGGGCUGUGGUCAUACACACUGUGUACGGGGCCACCGCAAAGGACGGCUUCGUGCAACCCUUGGACCAACCCCUACCACCCCUCCCCAGCCUCCUGACCCCUCCCAGCCCCCUCCAGGGCCAAUGCAGCACUAAAUUCCUCCCUCCCCCACCAUCCCUGUGUCUGUCUGGCCCUGAAUGUAUCCAUGUGGCUACUUGGGGACUAAACCUAUGGUUUGAUCCCUUCACCCACCCCCUCCUUCCCUCUCCUCUGCCUGAUAGAGGGAAGAAGAAGAGGAGUGUGGACAGAGAUCCUGGAAUUCUGACUUGCUGCUAUUCUACAACCCAGGCUCCUGGGUUCCCCUAGUCCUCAUUUCUCCUGCCAGUGCCCACCCUUCUCUGUCUGGUAUCCAAGCAUCUUGGUCCCAGUCUCUUCCUUUUGUUCUCACUGCCAAACUGCCUGUCCUGGGAUCUAGUUAUCUUGGCCCCCUGAACUCUCAACUAAAGUAGCAAACACUUAAAUUGG
Messenger RNA from Lemur catta (Ring-tailed lemur), 1070 nucleotides. RefSeq names its product protein phosphatase 1 regulatory inhibitor subunit 11 (gene PPP1R11). Gene Ontology annotation, cellular component: nucleus. The record is from RefSeq and is a predicted model, not a curated record. The transcript is spliced from 3 exons. Gene Ontology annotation, molecular function: protein serine/threonine phosphatase inhibitor activity; protein phosphatase 1 binding. Lineage: Eukaryota; Metazoa; Chordata; Mammalia; Primates; Lemuridae. The coding region runs from base 320 to 700 and encodes 126 amino acids.